AUGACCAGCCAUACUACCCAUCAACCACCUUCAACAUACGACGCUAGCGGUACGUUGCAAACGUUUGACGAAGACGUCAAAGAUGGACAUACAGAUCAACCUUAUAGACUCAAAUUCACUCAAAGAGCCAUGGUAGGCCAUGGUUCAUUUGGCUACGUGUACCAAAUUACGCUUCAGCCGGAAAACGAUAAAGCCGCCAUUAAGAGGGUUCUCCAGGACAAAAAGUUCAAGAACAGGGAGUUGGAGAUCAUGCGCAUCAUUAGACACAAAAACCUCGUCAAUCUUAUCUCUUACUUCUACAAGACCAACGAGACGAACGAAAUCUAUCUCCAUCUUAUUUUGGAGUACGUUCCUGAGACGUUAUAUAAGGCCAGCGGUUGGUACAUUCAGAGGCAAAGGACUAUGCCCCUAUUUGAGGUUAGAUUAUAUUCCUAUCAAAUGCUUCGGUCACUCAAUUAUAUCCAUUCCCUUGGAAUAUGUCACAGAGAUAUUAAGCCACAGAAUUUAUUAAUUGAUCCAGUUAAGGGUAUCCUUAAACUUUGUGACUUCGGCUCUGCAAAGAUAUUGGACCCUUUACAACCGAACGUUUCCUACAUUUGUUCAAGGUACUACCGUGCACCUGAGCUUAUAUUCGGUGCCCGUAAUUAUACCACCAAGAUUGAUGUUUGGUCUGCAGGCUGUGUCAUAGCGGAACUGAUUCUAGGCCAGCCCUUAUUCCCAGGAGAAUCCGGUAUAGACCAAUUGGUGGAAAUCAUCAAGAUUUUGGGCACUCCUUCUAAAGAAGAAAUCAGAUCUAUGAAUCCAAAUUAUAUGGAUCAUAAGUUUCCAACCAUUAAGCCUAUACCCCUUCAUAAGAUCUUUAAGAAUGUUGAUUCUGACAUCAUAGAUCUUCUAAGUUCCAUUCUUGAUUAUUCUCCUCUGACUAGAGUCAGUGCCGCUGAGGCUAUAUCUGCCAAGGUUUUCGAUAUAUUCAGAAGUCAGGAAAAUGCUUCCAUGGCUCUUCCCAAUUACAGAAAUUUCCGUUUGGACCAUGAGGUGCCUAUGCCUGAUCUACUUGGAUUUUCCAAGAGGGAAUUGAGCGUUCAACCUGAAUUAGUUCAUCACUUGGUUCCUGAUUGGAAGUGGAGUUGUUACCUUGAUGAUUAUGGUUUCUCAUUGGACAAUUUUGUCCCCUAUACGAAGGAGGAGUUGAUGAAUCCUGAGAUUGAAGAGUAG
Molecule: messenger RNA, 1215 nt
Organism: Brettanomyces nanus
Lineage: Eukaryota; Fungi; Ascomycota; Pichiomycetes; Pichiales; Pichiaceae
Exons: 1
Coding region: 1-1215 (404 amino acids)
Biological process (GO): signal transduction; protein phosphorylation
Cellular component (GO): cytoplasm
Molecular function (GO): protein serine/threonine/tyrosine kinase activity; ATP binding; protein serine/threonine kinase activity
Source: RefSeq, a predicted model, not a curated record